GGCAGGAAACCGGCGACAGCCAACCUGCCAGCCUCCUUCUUCCAAGCUUUCGCAAGCACUCACGGACCGGGUUCAUUUAGGAAAUUACGCCGCCUUCUUCAAGCAUUUUACUUGCUAAAUAAGGAUCAACAAUGGCUGCUAAAAUCAAGGCUGGUUCUGUGGUGGAGAUGCAGGGUGAUGAAAUGACCCGGGUCAUCUGGGAGCUCAUCAAACAGAAGCUCAUCUUCCCCUACCUGGAGCUGGACUUGCACAGUUAUGACCUCGGAAUGGAGAACCGCGAUGCUACGGACGACCGGGUGACUGUGGAGGCAGCUGAGGCAGUGCGACGCUACAGCGUGGGCAUCAAGUGUGCCACCAUCACACCAGAUGAAAAGCGCGUUGAGGAGUUCAAGCUGAAGCAGAUGUGGCGCUCACCCAACGGGACCAUUCGGAACAUACUGGGCGGCACUGUCUUCAGGGAGGCCAUCAUCUGCCGAAACAUCCCUCGCCUAGUACCCGGCUGGGUGAAGCCUAUCAUCAUUGGCAGGCACGCCCAUGGAGAUCAGUACAAAGCCACCGACUUUGUGGUUCCCGGGCCAGGCAAAGUGGAGAUGAUCUACACGCCUCAAAGCGGAGAACAGGUCAAGUUUGUCGUCCACAAUUUUGAAGGCACUGGGGGCGUGGCAUUGGGGAUGUACAAUACAGACAAAUCCAUCAGGGAUUUUGCUCACAGCUCCUUCCAGAUGGCUUUGGUUAAAUGCUGGCCUCUCUACCUCAGCACCAAGAACACAAUCUUAAAGAAGUAUGAUGGGCGAUUCAAAGACAUUUUUCAGGAGAUCUAUGAAAAGGAAUACCGCGCUCAGUUUGAAACCAAAGGUAUCUGGUAUGAGCACCGGCUCAUAGACGACAUGGUGGCCCAGGCCAUGAAGUCAGAUGGAGGAUUCAUUUGGGCCUGCAAGAAUUACGAUGGAGACGUACAAUCCGACUCUGUGGCUCAAGGCUAUGGUUCUCUGGGUAUGAUGACCAGUGUGCUGAUCUGUCCCGACGGACGAACCGUAGAAUCUGAGGCGGCGCACGGCACAGUGACGCGACACUACAGGCAACACCAGCAGGGCAAAGAAACCUCCACGAACCCCAUAGCCUCCAUUUUUGCGUGGACGCGGGGCCUCCUUCACAGGGCAAAACUGGACAACAACGUAGAGCUGCGUGUGUUCUCAGAAGCACUGGAGGCUGUUUGCGUAGAGACCAUCGAGGCGGGCUUCAUGACCAAGGAUUUGGCCAUCUGCAUCAAAGGACUGCCAAAUGUAACACGUGCCGACUACCUGAACACCUUCGAGUUCCUCGACAAGCUGGCAGAGAACCUGAAGGCCAAGCUUGCAAAUCAACCCAAGUUGUGAUGCACCUGGAGACAACAAGAGACACCCACAUUUUCAGAUGGACUUCAGACUGCAAAAUACAUUCAUUCAUUUACACAGGUGGGAGUGGAGUGACUGUACUCAAAUGAAGUACAAUGUAAGAUACAAAAAGCCUUGCAAUUUUUCUUUUUUAAAUCACACAUACCAUAUUAUAUAGGUUUGUGUUUUGGACAAAAAAAUGUGGAGCUAUGCUUUGUUUUGCGCAGUGUCGACAGACAAGCUCAGAGCAAAUUGAUGAUUGAUAAUUCUAAUGUUGAAUAAUAAUGACCUGUUUUUAUGUUUAACCUAUGAAGUUUAAUUCAUUUUUACGAGAGUUGUCCGAUAUUAUUGGCCAGCCGAUAAAAAUCAUCUGAAAAUAACUGUUUUGCGCUAUGAUGUGUACUGGGAUAUAGGUUAAUGUACAAGCCUGCAGCCUUUGUGCAAGGGCUGGUCACACAGUUUUGCACAGCAGCUGUGCUUGCUUGGAGUUGGACAACAUCAGGAUACCGGUAAAAAAGUAAUUAUUGGACAGCUCUGAUUUUUACAUUUACAAAAUUUGGUGUAUUUCUUUGAGUGUUGUGUGUUUGCAUCUUUGUAACAAUAUCCUGCCAUAGAACCUCAUUAAAUUGUCU
Molecule: messenger RNA, 2005 nt
Organism: Corythoichthys intestinalis (scribbled pipefish)
Lineage: Eukaryota; Metazoa; Chordata; Actinopteri; Syngnathiformes; Syngnathidae
Gene: idh1
Product: isocitrate dehydrogenase (NADP(+)) 1
Exons: 9
Coding region: 132-1376 (414 amino acids)
Biological process (GO): NADP+ metabolic process; isocitrate metabolic process
Cellular component (GO): cytosol; peroxisome; mitochondrion
Molecular function (GO): NAD binding; magnesium ion binding; isocitrate dehydrogenase (NADP+) activity
Source: RefSeq, a predicted model, not a curated record